AUGCCUAUGGGCUAUGAGGUUGAUGAAACCACUUUGGAUGCCUACGCACAACACUUGCUAAAUGCUCUAGUAGACACCAAAGAAGAAAGGUUGGGAACUUGCCAAGAGAAAUCAAUGGAGUUGCACACCAAGUUCACCGAACCGGCAAGGAAAAUAAAAGUUACAAAGAUUGUGGAGGAAAUCCUUGUUGAAGAAGGUCACCCUCGUGAGAAGGUCAGAGUUGCAAGAGCUACUAGGGAUGCAAUUGAGAAAGAGAAGGAACAAAAGACUACACCUACUCCAGUUAAAGUAAAGGUGACAGGGUCUUCUCCCACUCCAGUGAAGACACCUCCUAUUGAAGCAAAAUCCUUUGAUUCUUCUGCAAAGGGUAAAGGUGUUCAGAGGAAGAAGCAGAAACCCCAAAGAGAGUAUGUAGCAGUUUCUCCGAUACAAUUUAAAACUGAAUCAGAUGCAGACAUUCCUAAGGCUCCAAAGAAAGGAGAGUUUGCUAGGGUUAUUCAGAAACCCCAAUCCAGUGCCGAGAGGAAAGAGAAGAAGGAGAAGAAAUCAAGGUCUAAUCUUGUACCAACAAGCAAGCCCAAGCAAGGAAAGAAGAAAAAAUCAGACCUGGAUGAGGCUAUAGAAUCUAAGGAAGACACUCAGGAUGUUGCAGAGCAACAAGUUUUGGAUUCUGUUGAAGUCGAGCCUAUUGAGGUGAAUGAUAAAUCAUCUGGGGAAGAGGUUGGUGCACCAAGUGGUGAUACCACUGCACAAGAGGCACCCAAAGAAGACAAAUCUGGAUAG
This is a messenger RNA of Cryptomeria japonica (Japanese cedar), 783 nucleotides long. RefSeq lists its product as uncharacterized. The coding region runs from base 1 to 783 and encodes 260 amino acids. The record is from RefSeq and is a predicted model, not a curated record. The transcript is spliced from 2 exons. Lineage: Eukaryota; Viridiplantae; Streptophyta; Pinopsida; Cupressales; Cupressaceae.